AGUUCAAGUUCACUCAUUGCUCAUGCAACGCAACUCAUCAUCAGUCCAAUUAUUCUUCCGUGUAAUUUCAAAAUAAAUUGAGAGUUGUUCAAAAUAUCUAGAGAUUAAGUAUAUCGACAUGAAUCGUGCCAUAUUUCUAAUUAUUCUCGCAGUUGGAAUUAUUAUGGUUCCCACGCUGACUGAAAGUGCAAGUUGUUACGAAGCUUGGAGUCGAUGUACAGGUUGGAGUUCGGGAGGGACAGGAAUUUUGUGGAAAACUUGUGCUGGUCGGUGCCAACUGUGUCAGGGACGUGCGUCAGGUGCAUGCGUUCCAAUUAAUAAUGGGGAUUGUGGUGCUCGUACCCAGUGUCAAUGUUCAGGAGGAAAUGUUCCAAGAAGCACGAACCUCGUGGACAGGAUGACCUGCUUCUUCGGACUGUAAAUUUAUUAUGGUAUAAAAACUGAAGAAGUUAGCCGUUUAAUAAAAUCUUUUGUUCCAACACAUUUAA
Folsomia candida is the source of this 488-nucleotide messenger RNA. RefSeq names its product neuromacin-like protein. The transcript is spliced from 2 exons. The coding region runs from base 119 to 421 and encodes 100 amino acids. The record is from RefSeq and is a predicted model, not a curated record. Gene Ontology annotation, biological process: defense response. NCBI's taxonomy places the organism in Eukaryota, Metazoa, Arthropoda, Collembola, Entomobryomorpha, Isotomidae.